Messenger RNA from Sesamum indicum (sesame), 3423 nucleotides. It is a transcript of the gene PERK9, whose product is annotated as Protein kinase superfamily protein. Gene Ontology annotation, biological process: protein phosphorylation. The record is from RefSeq and is a predicted model, not a curated record. Lineage: Eukaryota; Viridiplantae; Streptophyta; Magnoliopsida; Lamiales; Pedaliaceae. Gene Ontology annotation, molecular function: protein kinase activity; ATP binding.
UCGCUGAGUUUGAUGGAAUGAUCACACUUUAAAUUUGACGUUCAACUCAAGCAAUAAUGCUCUCCACAGGCGCAAAUUCUCAUAACGACCAACAUUCUAUUAUUCCUCCAAUCUCACACACAUACACAUACUAUGAAAAUUCCAAAAAUUAUUCGCAUUCCAACAAUUGAUUGCGAUCAGUUUUCAUUCGCAUUGCUGCAAACCUCAACGUCACUGCUCCUCUGCUGCCGCCUUUCUCAUUCGUUUUCUGUUUUUCACCGACCCCAUUUUCCGUGUGUCGCCCUUGAUCUUCCAACAAUUCGGAGAGGAAAGGAAUUAAAAAUCAAGGAAGAAAAUCCUCGUCUGCGUCCUUCACUAGAAACUAGCUGCACCCGUGUUGCGGAGGUUGUUGGUGGAAAAUGAAAGGUGAAAUUGUGCGCCUUGUGUCCGGUAUAUGUCCCUCCCGAACGUGAUUCCUUUUGCUUGAUGCGAUUUGGAUAUUUGAAGGCUUUUGUUUGAAGAAUUAUAGAAAUAAAAAAAAAAAAUAUGGGUUCCUGGUUUCUGGUGCCAAAGUUGUGAUUUUGCUGCUACCUAUAGUGAUUGUGGGAUUCUUGGGUUGUGCGUAUUUUUUGUGUUUAAUGAUUGGAAUUCAGUGCGUGAUCGAGAUUUUUCUUCGCGAUGGAGGUUAAGCGAGAUGUGGGCGGCUGGUAUUUGUUUUGGGUUGGGAAUUGAUUACUGGGUUCGGUUGCAAGAAUUGAUUUCUGGAAAGUUUCUUGGCGUUCUUCAGUGGAUUUCAUUAAAGAUCGAAUAUUAUUGGCAAUUUCGAUGAUUUUUAGUUCUGUUAAUUGAAAAGUAAAAUUUGCUCAUGCAUGAUUAUUGAUGUACCGCGUAAGAUGUGUUUUAGUUUGGACGGAAUUGUAUCCUUGUGAAUAUUUUUGGUUGCCGGAGAGCUCAAUUUGUGCCAGUACACCACUUUUCAUAGGAUUGUCAAUGCUAGGAUAGAAAUGGUGAAAGUAGAUUAAGAGGAUGGUUAGACAUAUCCCUUCCCAAAUUCUCCAUCAGCUUCCUCACUCUCCACCUCCUAGUGCACAUAUAAUUAUUAUCUCUCCGCUCUGACAAUCCCCUCCUCCAUCAGUGUAAGCCCAUAUUCUCCAUCUUUGGCCAGACCUACCAUGGGUGCUGCAUCCCCAGCAUCAUCGCCACCCGCAACUGCAAACUCUCCACCAUCUUCAACCAAUACAACAUCUGCAUCAGUAAGUCCACCAUCACCUCCACAUUCUAGUCCACCGCCACAAGCUUCUAGUCCUACUCCAACUUCACAUCCGCCCUCCAAGUCUGCAUCAACCGAUCCACCAGAUAAUUCAGCACCGCCUCCAAAGGCUUCUCCUAAUUCACCACCUCCACCUCCACUUCCGUCAUCUAAAUCCCCUGGAAGUCCACCUCCAUCCUCCCCUCAGCCGCUGAAUAAUGCUCCACCUCCGCCUGCUAAAAUGUCCCCAGAAAGCUCCUCUCCACCACCACCUAAGUCCCCAGGAAGCUCCCCUCCACCACCAACAUUUGUGCCUCCCCCUAACUCGGCCGCAACUCCACCCCCUUCACUUUCUCCGCCACCAUCUUCAAAUUCAGCUCCAACAUCACCAUCUCCACCAUCUUCAGAUUCUCCUCCAGCAUCACCAGCACCACCUGGGGUACCAUCUCCUCCCUCUAUUGUGUCAGCACCAUCCAAAACAACUCCUUCACCAGGUACUCCAAGCACCCAAAAUUCCAUUGGUGAUGCAUCACAAAAUUCAGAACCCACAGAUGGUGGACACAUUACUACUGGAGGCACAGUGGCAAUUAGCUUUGUGCUUGGCCUCAUGCUCCUUGGUGUCUUAGGAUGUGUAGCAUUCUGUUUCUGGAAGCGAAAGAGGAAAGAUACACGACAUAAUGGUGGUUACAUAGUGCCAACCCCUGUUGGUUAUUCUCAAGAGUCAGACUCUGCCUUACUGAAGGUGCAAAUGGGAGCAACCGCACCUAGAAAUGGAAGCUCUGGCAAGGGUAUGGGCCAUUCACCCGGCGACCCUGGUGGAUUCAGCAGUUCUAAGUCAUGUUUCACCUAUGAAGAACUAGUUGAGGCCACUAAUGGAUUUUCUUCCCAGAAUCUCUUGGGUGAAGGUGGAUUUGGGUACGUGUACAAAGGAAUCCUUGCAGAUGGUAGAGAUGUAGCAGUUAAGCAGUUAAAGAUUGGUGGAGGACAGGGGGAGCGGGAAUUCAGAUCUGAAGUCGAGAUAAUAAGUCGUAUACACCAUCGUCAUUUGGUAGCACUUGUCGGUUAUUGCAUUUACGAAAGUAGGCUGCUUGUGUAUGACUAUGUCCCUAAUAAUAACCUUUACUUUCAUCUUCAUGCUGAAGAUAGGCCUCUUUUGGAUUGGACUACACGCAUAAAGAUUGCCGUUGGUGCGGCUCGUGGAAUCGCUUACCUUCAUGAAGAUUGCCACCCUCGUAUUAUCCACAGAGAUAUCAAGUCAUCAAAUAUCCUUUUAGAUAACAACUUUGAAGCGCGGGUGUCUGAUUUUGGACUUGCUAAAUUAGCUAUGGAUGUAAAUACACAUGUUACGACACGCGUAAUAGGAACUUUUGGAUACAUGGCUCCUGAAUAUGCAUCCAGUGGCAAGUUGACUGAAAAGUCUGAUGUAUUUUCCUAUGGAGUUGUGCUCUUGGAGUUAAUUACUGGACGCAAGCCUAUAGACUCAUCUCAACCCCAAGGGGAGGAGAGCCUUGUUGAGUGGGCUCGACCUUUGCUAAAACAUGCUCUCAAGAGACAGCAAUUUGGGGGGUUGGCAGAUCCAAGGCUUCAAGGACAGUAUGCUGAUGCUGAGAUGUUCCGGAUGGUUGAAGCCGCAGCAGCGUCUGUGCGCCGUUCAUCUGUAAAGAGACCCAAGAUGGGACAGAUUGUGAGGGCUUUAGAAAGCAUGGUUACCUCGGAUUUAAUAAACGGGAUGAACAUUGGGGAAAGUGAAAUGUUCAGCCUUGGAGAACAGUCGGCAGAAAUUAGAUGGUUUAGGAGGAUGGCAUUCGGUAGUAGAGAUAAUAGUCCAGGUUUUUACAGUCCAGAUAGCUGGAGUAGCGGGAGCAGUCAUCGUAGCGGGAGCAGUCAUCAGCACAGCAGUUGAACAGAAUAAAGUCCAAUGAAGCUGAAUAUGUCGAUGCGGAUGAGUAGAUUCAACGGCAAUGCAUGUGGGAAGUGUCGUCUCACUCAAUUCUGGGGUAUCUAAUUUUGGAGAUUCGAGUUAGGUGUUAUGGGGGGAGGGUUGGUGAUUGUGUGUCAUGUAUCAUGCGAAGUAUGUGGUUUCUUUUUUUCUUUUUUCGGGGGGAAUAUUUUGGGUGUACAUAGUAGAAAAAUUUUGAUCUUGUGUGGUAGUAGUGUGUAUGUAUUUGAUGAAGUUUGUCCAGUUUUGCUCUCAA